UAUGCUCUAAUAAGAGUGUACUAUGUACACACUUCAGUUUGCAGAGUAUCAUCUGCUUUCAUGUUAGCGUUAACGUUUUCUGUACCUCUCCCUUCUAACUCUGCGCAGACGUCGCUGCUGUCGCUGCCGGACGACGACCUGCUGAGCGUGCUGGAGUACGUGAGCACGCCAGACCUGCUGUCGUGCCGGGCGGUGUGCCUUCGUUUGCGGGACGUCGCUCUUCGGCCGGAGCUGUGGCGGCGACGCAGCAUUGACAUCGAGUAUAAUGCCUCCACCAGAAGCCUCGAAGCCGCCGUCCUGCGCGUGGCGCCGUGUCUCUCCACCAUGUCCAUGCGGUUUGCAGGCGGCAGCCACGCGCUCGGCACGCUGGCCGCCACGACCAGAUGCGCGGCGGCCGAGCUGAUCCUCGACGUGGGCCACAAGCCCGCGGGGUGGGAAGCGGCCAAACUCGCGCUCCGCAACCAGGCGGCGCUGGGGACGCUGAGGACUCUGGUACUGUCCUGUCCGCUGGCCGCCAUCCCCGGGCUGAAGGACCUGCCGCUGGUGGCGAAGUGCGCGUCGCUGCGCUCCCUCAAUCUGGCCGUGGAUGAAUGCCCCUACAAUGCUGAGCCCCUGCACGCGGCGGCCUUCCUGCGCGCCGCCACGCACCUCGAGGAACUCGUGCUCCAGUACCAAAUUAUAGAAGACUGUAAUGUAGACGUAGACGUUCCCGUGGAGCAGGGGCUGCUGCCGGCGCUGGCGUCCUCGGGCCGCGCCUCCCUGCGGAAGCUGGUCCUCAAUUGGGGGGAUUUCCGCAACGACCGCCGGGUGACGGAGCUGGCCUCGGCUCUGCCCGGACUGCCCGCCCUGGAGUGGCUCGUCCUGCCCCACGUUGUGCCCCGGCGCGUCCUGCCCGCCAUCAACCCCGGCAGUGCGCCCCGUCUUCGCGGCCUUAGCUUACCCUCCUGUAUGGUCAAGUGCGCGCACGGCGCCCUGCACGAGCCAGACGUGUGCCGCAUCCUCGCCAGCUACCGCCACUUCUACCUGGUCGUGGGAAUCAUGUGGUGCGGGGAGGAGGGGCGGUGCGAGCACUGCGCAAAGGGCUGCCACGGCUUGCCCUUGCCAAUCGGCAAAGAACUUGUGGGCUUCUACACGCACGAAGCGCCCAGCAAGGAGGCUGUGGAUGGAUUGAGCCUGAAGUCUCCAUGCGAGACGUGGAUGAAAGUGUGACCCGCACACCGAGAAAAGACUUUGCCAAGUUUAUUUCAGGGUAGAACAUUCCCUGUUGAGAAUUUGAAGUGCAUUUGAUGCCUUGCAGUAAUUUAGACAUCCAAGAAGUCCAAGAAGUAUAAAACUAAAUGUAUUUUGUUUAUAAACCAGAAAUUAUCUUAAGUAUGCAGAUUAUAUUGGUAUUACUUCAGCAAAAACACUUAUUAGAAACAGUAAUUAAUUGAAAUGUUACUAAAUGUUUGCUGAAGAAAUUUUUAAUGCUCUAGUGCUUUGUGAAAAAAAUUAUACUUAGUGUAUCUUUGCAUUCAUAGACCAUUCAAAUAUUUUGUCACUGUCCCAAAGAUUUUAUUUUUUCGAAAGAAAUGAAAGGUUCGCAAAAUUUAAAUCUACUGAUGCUUUUAGAUAAGUUCAUUGUGUUAUCCUGAAAACGUGUCAACUAUGAAUCAUUCAGUCACCUAGUCAUCAUUUAUGACAGUUUUAUUCCCUUUCUUUGUUACAAUAUUCAUUGCAAAUUAAGUUUACUAUCUCAUUCUACAGGCUCAGGCAUUUUUGCCUAAGAAGUUUUGCCUUUGGUCUGUUUUUAUUUGUAAAAAAGAAACUUGAAAAAAUACUACAAAAAAGAAACAAGUGAGGGAAAGAAAUAAAUUUUCUCUUUAUACAGCGUU
Messenger RNA from Thrips palmi, 1874 nucleotides. RefSeq lists its product as uncharacterized. Gene Ontology annotation, molecular function: protein binding. The record is from RefSeq and is a predicted model, not a curated record. The transcript has a single exon. NCBI's taxonomy places the organism in Eukaryota, Metazoa, Arthropoda, Insecta, Thysanoptera, Thripidae. The coding region runs from base 61 to 1209 and encodes 382 amino acids.